AUGCCGCAGGGAGGCCCCAGGAGAGUGGGUGGCCCCUGGCUGUGCCCACACUCACGCAAGCCCUCCUCCCCGCUCCCCGACUGGAGGGAGUUCUGCGAGCUGCACGCCCAGGCGGCCGCCGUCGACUUCGCCCAGAAGUUCUGCCAGUUCCUGAAGGAGAACCCCCACUACGACACCCCCGGGGCAGAGACCUCCUUCUCUCACCAUUUCGCCGCCAACUUCUUGGACAUCUUUAGCCUGGAGGUCAGCCGGGUGUUCGUGUCCGACUCCCCCACCAAGUACAACAUUGUGCCCUUCGUGGGGCUGCAGAACUGCCACGUCCCCUACGGACGCGAGGUCAACCCGAGGAAGGAGGAGACGUCCACCGAGUCCCUGGACAGCAUGGACACCCCGUUGGGCGCCGGACGGUACCUGAGCCCGGUACAGCAGGUGCAGGCACGCAAGGUGUCCUCCUAUGGCCAGUCCCGCAGCUCGGAGGACGUCUCCAUCCAUGCUGCCACCAAGCCCAAGUUCAAGAAAGGCUUCUCCUUGAGGAACAUGAGCUUGUGCGUGGUGGAUGGUAUGAAGGAGAUGUGGCAUCGCAAGUCCUCUCCGGAGCCGGGUGCUGAGGCUGCCCCGAGUGGCCGGAGAGCCGAGAGGGAGCCGUGGCCGGCUGGAGGGGGCAAGGAGCCUGGUGACCCACGGGAAAAAUGGACCCACAAGCUGCGCCUGUCCAAGGUGCCCUCCUCCAAGGUGGAGCUGGUGGACAUCCAGAGGGAGGGGACACUGCGCUACAUGGUGGCCGAUGACACGAACUGUGUGGGGAGCUCGCAGUGGCAGAAGUGCCGCCUCCUGCUCCGGAAAGCGGUGAAGGUGGAAGGAGAGAGGUUCCUCCUCGAGUUUUACGUCCCUCCGAAGGCUUCCAAACCCAAGGUGAGCAUCCCGCUGUCGGCCAUCAUCGAGGUCCGCACCACCAUGCCGUUGGAGAUGCCCGACAAAGACAACACCUUCGUCCUAAAGGUGGAGAACGGGGCUGAGUACAUCCUGGAGACCAUCGACUCCCUGCAGAAGCACUCCUGGGUGGCGGAUAUCCAGGACUGCAUCGACCCCGGGGACAGCGGGGACGACAUCGAGCUGGCGUCCUGCGCGCAGGGAGCCUGUCUGCCGGGCAGGGUGUCCUCCUGCAGCUGCGAGUUCCUGGCUGACGAUGUGCCCAGGCCGCCAGACAGAUGUGCCCUGCCUGGCGCUCACAACACCGCCACAGCCACCGCCGUCCCCACGCCCCACGGCCGGGGCAGGGACUCCCUGGGGGAGCUCCUCACCCACGUCCCGCUGGAGAGCUUCCUGCAGACGCUGGAGUCUUCCCCCACUGCCAGUGGGCAUCUCGCAGGGGAGGACAACGAGGCGGAGGCGGAGAUCAACCUCUCCGACUUCCCCUGGUUCCAUGGGACUCUCUCGCGGAUCAAGGCGGCUCAGCUGGUGCUUUUCGGGGGUGCCCGGAGCCACGGCUUGUUCGUCAUCCGGCAGAGUGAAACACGGCCGGGGGAGUACGUGCUGACCUUCAACUUCCAGGGGAAAGCGAAGCACCUCCGCCUGUCGCUGAAUGAGAGCGGGCAGUGCCACGUGCAGCACCUCUGGUUCCAGACCAUCUUCGACAUGCUGCGCCACUUCCACACGCACCCCAUUCCCCUCGAGUCGGGCGGCGCGGCCGACAUCACCCUCCGCAGCUACGUCGUGGCCCAGAGCCCGCUGCCCGAUGCCGGCCCCCCACCAGCCCUCGCAUCGCAGCCACCGGGCUGCCGGGUUGACCUGCCGCCUCCGCACUACUUCUGCAGCACAGCACCCACCAGCCUGCCGGCCCCACCGCCCACCGAAGGGGUGGCCGUGGCCCCUGCUGGCACCGUUUCUGCACCCUACCACCGCUUAGAGGGUGACCUGGGCCCCCGGAGCCGCAGCGACAGCACCGAGCGCCGGCCAGACCCCCCCACCACCAAUGCCGAGGACUACCAUGAGGCUGAUGGUGCCCGGAGCCGGACCCGGGCAGUGGAAAACCAGUACUCCUUCUACUGA
This is a messenger RNA of Charadrius vociferus (killdeer), 2049 nucleotides long. It is a transcript of the gene SH2B2, whose product is annotated as SH2B adaptor protein 2. Lineage: Eukaryota; Metazoa; Chordata; Aves; Charadriiformes; Charadriidae. Gene Ontology annotation, cellular component: plasma membrane. Gene Ontology annotation, biological process: intracellular signal transduction; antigen receptor-mediated signaling pathway. Gene Ontology annotation, molecular function: transmembrane receptor protein tyrosine kinase adaptor activity. The record is from RefSeq and is a predicted model, not a curated record. The coding region runs from base 1 to 2049 and encodes 682 amino acids. The transcript is spliced from 9 exons.